GCUGUUUUCAAAAUGGUACCGAAGCACAUUUGUAUUUUCUCUGCUUAAUUUCUCAAAAGCUUAGUUUUCUAAAAGAGUCGUCACAAAAGUUUACCUUUUCAUAUAUUAUUUGGUUUAAAAAAAAAUGGGGAGAUUAAGUGAGAUUGUGAGACACCCGGAUGAGAUAUAUCCACUGUACAAGCUGAGAAUGGAGAUUAAGAAAGCUCAGGAGCAGAUCCCACCUGAGGCCCAUUGGAGUGUAUGCUAUCCCUUGCUCCACAGUGUCUCUAGAAGCUACUCUCACGUCAUUCACCAACUCCGUCCCGAGCUUCGCGACGCCAUGUGUGUGUUCUACUUGGUUCUCCGAGCUCUUGAUACUGUCGAGGAUGACACAAGCAUAGCAAAUGAGGUCAAGAUUCCCAUACUGAUAGAUUUCCACCGUCACAUGUACAAUCCCGACUGGCACUUUUCGUGUGGUAGGAACGAGUACAAAGUUCUCAUGGACCAAUUCCACCAUGUCUCUUCGGCUUUUCUGCAAAUUAAAAGAGGGUAUCAAGAAGUUAUUGAAGAUAUUACUAAAAGAAUGGGAGCAGGAAUGGCCAAGUUCAUUUGCCAGGAGGUAAAAACUAUUGAUGACCACAAUGAAUAUUGCUACUAUGUCGCUGGACUUUUGGGUUUUGGCCUCUCAAAACUCUUCCUCGCUUCGGGAUUAGAAGUUUUAACUCCAGACUGGGAGCAACUUUCCAAUUCAAUGGGUUUGUUUCUACAGAAAACAAACAUCACUAGAGAUUAUCUUGAGGACAUCAAUGAAGUACCAAAGCCACGCAAGUUUUGGCCUCGCCAGAUUUGGAGCAAAUAUGCUGACAAGCUCGAGGACUUUAAAGAUGAGGAGAACUCGACCAAAGCAGUGCAAUGCUUAAAUGAUAUGAUCACUGAUGCAUUGAUGCAUAUUGAAGACUGCUUUAAAUUCAUGGCUUCAUUGCGUGAUCCUACCGUAUUUCGGUUUUGUGCCAUCCCUCAGAUUAUGGCGAUUGGAACGCUUUCAAAAUGCUAUGACAAUGUACAAGUCUUUAAAGGCGUUGUGAAAGUGAGGCGAGGUAUAACUGCUAAAGUCAUGGAUCGCACAAAAACAAUGGAUGAUGUCUAUGGCGCUUUCUAUGAUUUUUCUUGCGUACUGAAAGCAAAGGUCAAUGAAAAUGAUCCAAAUGCCACGGAGACACUACGCCGACUUGAAGCGGUCCAGAAACUCUGCAGAGACAGUGGUGUUCUGUAUAAAAGAAAAUCCUUGGUUAACAAUGGAGCACAAUCAAAACCUCUCUUUAUUGUAAUGCUGCUGGUGCUUCUCCUGGCUGUGGUCUUUGCGUAUCUUAGAGCAAACCAGAGUGAUGGAACAACUAAUGCGAGCGUCUCUCUGCCUAUCGCUAAAGACCUCGACAUCAUCAGGAACAUGGUUUCUGGCUUCUUCAGCAAAUAUUGAUGUUUUUUUUUUCAUUUUCUGUUUUACGCUAUGUUCUUGCCCUGCCUUUUAAAUAACUGGAUCCUAGAUUCAAGAUUGUGUUAAACUUUGUUUGCUUUGAAUCCAUAAACUUUGAUGUUAUAUAUAUAUGCCUUCCGUUGUUAUAUUAUCUAAAAUUGAUUCUCUUUUUUACUUACUUUCAUUUUGGGUACAUAAUAAAAUUGAACCAAGC
Molecule: messenger RNA, 1667 nt
Organism: Thlaspi arvense
Lineage: Eukaryota; Viridiplantae; Streptophyta; Magnoliopsida; Brassicales; Brassicaceae
Source: the annotation of a GenBank genome assembly